Molecule: messenger RNA, 1524 nt
Organism: Bradysia coprophila
Lineage: Eukaryota; Metazoa; Arthropoda; Insecta; Diptera; Sciaridae
Product: putative oxidoreductase YjmC
Molecular function (GO): oxidoreductase activity
Source: RefSeq, a predicted model, not a curated record
UAUAUACGAUAUGUACGGUUGCACUAUAUACGUCACACAACUAGGCCAAAAUAUUAAGAGUGAAAUUUUUGACCUUUACUGAAUCGUUCAAGUGACGAUAAGAAAACAAGAGAGUAUCACCGUCCGCUACCUAAGCCAACAUUUAGUCAUAUCGAAUAUAGAAGUGUGUGUUGGGCGUGUUUGUUAUCAAUUUAACUUUAUUUAAAGAAAAUAUCACACAAACACAUUAAUAAUUAGCGAGACAGUAUAAUCACUCGACGAGUAUGGCUAAUAUAACAACUUAUUUACGAGUGAACAGUUGUGUCGGUAAACAAUUGUCGAGAACAACUUUAUCCGCUCUGAGGAAACUAUCCACGAGUUUAACUAUGGCAACAAAUUCAGGGCAAAGCAUUCCAAAGCUCGUCUCUAUCGAUGAAUCGCGUCGUUUCAUGGUCGAUUGUUUCACUGCAUCGAAAUCGUCACCAUCUCAUGCCCAACAAAUGGCCGAUCUGCUGGUUGAAGCUGACUAUCGCGGUCACUACAGUCACGGCAUGAAUCGCUUGGAAAUGUACAUAAAUGAAUUGAAUGACGGUGUUGCAGACGGUUUUGUAACUCCAACAAUUCUGAACGAAACUCUGGCCACUGCAUGGGUUGACGGAGAGAAUGGACUCGGCGCUGUGGUUGGAAAUUUUUGCAUGGAUUUGGCAAUAGAGAAAGCUAAAAAUGUUGGCGUUGGUUGGGUGUGUGCAAAGAGAUCGAAUCACUAUGGAAUAGCUGGAUGGUAUACCAUACGUGCAAUGAAUCAAGGCUUUAUGGGAAUUUCAAUGACCAAUACGUCUCCCAUAAUGACACCUACACGCAGCAAAGAGUCGGCUCUUGGAACCAACCCAAUUAGUUUCGCCGCCCCAGCCAACAAUGGAGAUAGUUUUGUAUUGGACAUGGCAACAACAGCCGUUGCAGUUGGUAAAAUUGAAAUAAAAAAGAGGAAGAACGAACCAUGUCCCAUUGGCUGGGCACAAGACCAGGAAGGUAAUCCCACGACAGAUCCACACGUUGCUUUCGAUGCUGGUUGUUUGAUGCCUCUAGGAGGCGCCGAAAAUACGUCUGGCUAUAAAGGUUAUGGUUUGGCUGGUAUGGUGGAAACUAUGUGUGGUAUAUCUGCAGGAUCAAACUUUUCAACUAAAAUUCGAAAGUGGGCACACUCAGGCAAUACUACCGAAGCUAAUCUUGGUCAGGUUUUCAUUGCCAUCAAUCCCAACUGCUUUGCACCUGGUUUUACCGAUCGAAUGACUGAAAUGAAUGACAUUUGUAGGAAUAUGUCCAGGAUUGACUCAGAGGUCCCGGUUUUGGUUGCUGGCGAUCCAGAACGGAUUCAUAUGAAAAAGGUUGACAAAGAUGGUGGCGUAGUUUACAGUGAAAAUCAAUUGCGAACAUGUGAAAGUUUGGCCGAAAGGUUGAGCAUUCAACCACUUCGAUUUGUUUGAAGACUUGAGGGGAUGUUCAAAGAUGCCUAGGGAUUGCAAAAAUUAAAUGUUUUAUUGUUGA